Molecule: messenger RNA, 1320 nt
Organism: Ramularia collo-cygni
Lineage: Eukaryota; Fungi; Ascomycota; Dothideomycetes; Mycosphaerellales; Mycosphaerellaceae
Product: probable acetyl-CoA-acetyltransferase
Exons: 2
Coding region: 1-1320 (439 amino acids)
Biological process (GO): fatty acid beta-oxidation
Molecular function (GO): acetyl-CoA C-acetyltransferase activity
Source: RefSeq, a predicted model, not a curated record
AUGGCCUCGCCCGCAUUCCGUCGCUCCGCCGGUCUGGUCUCGAGAAGCACCAUGUCAGCUCCACAGCAACGCCUCCAAGCCGUCCAACRGCAUUUCAGCUCCUCGACACGGCGGCCAAAGGAAAUUCAAGACGCGUACAUUGUUUCCGCUGUAAGGACGCCUUGUGCGCUGUUCAAUGGCUCCUUCAGCAGUGUCUCUGCGCCGCAGCUCGGUGCCACUGCCAUCAAGGAAGCCAUCAAGCGCUCUGAUGUUCCGGCGGAGAAAUUCACACACGUCUACAUGGGAAAUGUCAUGCAGGCUUCUGUGGGCCAGGCUCCUGCUCGACAGGCCACCAUCUUCGCUGGACUCUCACCGACGGUGGAAGCUACGACAAUCAACAAGGUUUGUGCGUCGGGAAUGAAGGCGGUGGCCAUUGCUGCUCAGCAGGUGGAGCUGGGCCAGGAAGAGGCGUUGAUUGCUGGUGGCAUGGAGAACAUGAGCCGGGUACCUUACUACACUCCUCGGGGACCACAAUUGCCUGCUUUUGGUAACUUGACCAUGGAGGAUGGACUGAUGAAGGACGGGUUGUGGGAUGUUUACAAUCAGAUCCACAUGGGAAACUGUGCCGAGUCGACGGCAAAGAAGUACGAAAUCACUCGUGAGGAACAGGAUGAAUUUGCCAUUUUGAGCUUCAAGCGUGCGCAAGAAGCGUGGAAGAACAAGCUGUUCGACGAGGAGAUCGUACCAGUCGUCGUCAAGGGAAAGAAGGGAGAUGUCACCGUCUCCGAGGAUGAAGGCUACGGCAGACUGAAGCCAGAGAAGGUGGCAUCUCUGAAGCCUGCUUUUGACCGGAGUGGUAGCGGCACUGUCACAGCAGCCAACAGCUCAUCGAUGAACGACGGUGCUUCAGCCAUGGUGAUUACCAACAAGGAACUUGCGAAGAAGUAUGGAAAGGGCAAGAAGGUUCUCGCACGGAUAGUCGCAUAUGCCGACGCUGCUGUGGACCCCAUCGACUUCCCAGUCGCGCCUGCAAAGGUCGUACCCAUCGUUCUGGAGCGUGCUGGAAUAACCGCCGAUCAAGUCAAGGUGUGGGAGUUUAACGAGGCCUUCGCAGCUGUGAUCAAGGCAAAUGCAAAGAUUCUGAACCUUGGAAUGGACAACGUCAACCCUCGUGGUGGUGCCAUUUCCCUGGGCCACGCUCUUGGAAGCUCGGGAUGCCGCAUUCUGGUCACACUUCUCCACCAGCUUAAGAAGGGAGAGUAUGGCUGUGCGGCCAUUUGCAAUGGUGGUGGUGCGGCAAGUGGCAUGGUGAUUCAAAUGGUCGAUGCAGAGGAUCUGUAG